GAGAGGCGGGACGCGAUGCAGCUGUCGGCGGGUGUGCGGGAGCGCGUCGCUGCGGUGCAUCGUGGUGCGGGGCUGUCGGAGCUGCUGCAGCGAUACGACGGCUGGGCCGGGCGCUACGAGCGGGAUGUGGCCGCUCUGGAUUACCGAGCUCCCUACCUGGCCGUCGCAUCGCUCGCAUUCGCCUUCCCCUCGCCGCCCGCCGAGGCGCUGGUGCUGGACGUGGCGUGCGGCACCGGGCUCGUAGCGCGGGAGCUGCACCGCCGCGGGUUCCGCCGCCUGCACGGCGUGGACGGCAGCGCCGGGAUGUUGGAGCUGGCGCGGGGCACCGGGCUGUACGUGCAGCUGCAGCGCUGCGUGCUGGGCCGGGAGCCGCUGCCCGCGCCCGCAGGGCGCUACGAUGCCGUGACGCUGGUGGGGGCUCUGGGCGAGGGGCAGGUGCCGAGCUCGGCGCUGCCGGAGCUGCUGCGCGUCACCCGGGCAGGAGGCUUCCUGUGCAUGACCACCCGCUGCAACCCCUCGAACCGGCGGUACCGGGCUGAGCUGGAGGCCGCGCUGCGGGACCUGGAGCAGAAGGGAGCGUGGCAGCGCGUGCUGGAGCAAGAGGUGCCGCGCUGGGAACGGGCCACCUCCGAGGAGGAGGAGAACGGCCCGGGCAGCGGUUACAUCUCUGGCGUGAUCUACAUCUACCGCAAGUGCCCCGUCCCGCCCCCCGAGUUGGGCUGAGACACUCGGAAGGGGCCCGGAGCCGUGCCUGGUGCUGGGUCACCCCGCGGGCGUCCCCCCCGUACCACCCCUCAUGGCACCAGGUUCAAACAACAGGGCUCCUUCCCAGCACCUCCGUUCCUGUCCCCGCUGUGACACCCCUGCAGUGCCAGCCCUGUGUCCUCGCGGUGCCCACCUCCUUCACCGCCUGGAUCCUGCCCCAUCACCUUGUUCCAGACCCCAGCUCCACACCUGGGGGGUUUCCCAUGGCCACGUCCUGCAGUGAUCCCCCCCCCCCCAUGCCCUGCAAACCGAGGUGACAGAGACUGACCACACCAGGAGCAGUGUGACAGCACGACGCCCGCCCAGGGAAGUUUCCAAGCACCGUCAGCCUUUCAUCCCACCUGCUUAAGCCCUUAUUUUCCUAUGGCUUUGUAGCUAAUGGGCUGGGUGGGAAAUGAACCUGGAAGAGGCUUCAGGGUGGCUGUUCCCCACCCUGGAGCCACCCGGCAUCUCCUGCCCAUCCUGUUCCCUGCUCCCCUCUGUGCUGCCUCCAGCCUUUCCUCCUCCGCUGCUUCCUUGGGAAGUUUUUUACCCAAAUCUCGCACUGGAAUCUUUUUGUUUUCCUUCCCACAGACCUGCUGCUGCUUGUCGCGUUCCCAUGGAUGUGAGGAGCAUCCAUGUGAUUUCCUCUCGCCGCAGCUCAGCCCCUUGGAGCAGUGGCUCAGCAGCUGUCGGGGCACACAGCCCUUCAUGCCCACCUCAGUGCCACCACUGCAGGAGCUGAGCCCACAGCUUUGGGGCAUCCCAGCACCCCAUGCUGGAUGUGCCGAAUGCAUUUUGUCUGCAGCACACGUCAUCCUCCCUGGCUCUGGUGUGCAUUGUGUCCCCAUGUCCUGGUGCUGUGGUGCCAGCCCCCUCCUCCCCUCAGUGCCACUGUCCCUUUGUCCCCAGCACUGCCCCUGAGCUAAGUGGCCAGGAGCCUUGGCUGUCCCUGCCCUGUGCUUGGCUAAUGAAUAAACCCCAUGUGCACUGUG
Molecule: messenger RNA, 1739 nt
Organism: Coturnix japonica (Japanese quail)
Lineage: Eukaryota; Metazoa; Chordata; Aves; Galliformes; Phasianidae
Gene: METTL27
Product: methyltransferase like 27
Source: RefSeq, a predicted model, not a curated record